Molecule: messenger RNA, 999 nt
Organism: Symbiodinium necroappetens
Lineage: Eukaryota; Dinophyceae; Suessiales; Symbiodiniaceae
Source: the annotation of a GenBank genome assembly
GAGAUUCCCCGGCUGCUCCUCGAGCUGGGCCUGCUCAGGGAUCUGCGAUCAACCGCCACGGUUCGGGUACAGCUUUCUUUCAAUCGCCGUGGCGAGCCCUGGCACCAAAGCUCAGACCAGGAGGUUGCCAGCAGGCUUCGUGCCUAUGGCAUCGAGGUGGAGAGCUAUCCGGGCAACGUCCUCUACGAGCCGCAGGAUCUGCAACCCAUCGAACGGUGGCAGAGGUGGCGGGCCAGGGUCCGGGCAGAGGAGGCUGCGGCCCGGGGGCUUCCGGCAGACUCGGUGGCAGCCAGCGGCAAGCCCAAGCAGCUGGAGCACAUCAGCGGCUUUGGCAGCUACCGCUUCUUCUCCCAUGCCUUGGAGGAGCUGGGUCCACCUCCGUUUCCCCUGGGCACGGUGGACCGGCUGCCCCGCUGCCCGGGCGUUGCCUCGGAGGACUUGGAUUCUUUGGGCCUGGGCGAGACCUCAGGUCAAGGCUUCACGCCGGACUUUCGCCAGAGCGCCAGCCACAAAUCUGGCGAUUGGGCUGCCGGCAUCAGGUCCUGGUGGAAGGUUGGUGAAGCUGCGGCGAACGAGCGGCUUGCACACUUCCUGGACUCCGUACUGGCUGCGGGUGAUUUCGAAGGUCGGAAGCGACUGCUCUGCCACGAGCGGAACACAUCCGAGCUCUCCCCGUACAUCCGCUUCGGAGAGAUCUCAGCUCGAAAGGUGUACUGGGCAGCGAAGCGCCGCAGAGAGCGAACCAAUCAGAAGCUCUUCGAGAAUCCCGGUUACGAGUAUGUUGGAAGACACGCCAGUUACCAGGGAAGUCGGGACGAGGCCACCAAGGCCAACGCAACAUUCCUCCGGCGCUUCAUCUGGCGCGACCUGUCCUAUUGGUUCCUCUGGCAGUUCCCGAGCCUGCCGCGAACAUCCUUGCGACCGCAGUACGAGGAGCAGACCUGGAGCGGCACCCGCCGGCAGCUGCGGCACUGGCAAAGAGGCCCUGCGCGUUCUUAG